This is a messenger RNA of Dunckerocampus dactyliophorus (ringed pipefish), 3353 nucleotides long. It is a transcript of the gene abhd8a, whose product is annotated as abhydrolase domain containing 8a. NCBI's taxonomy places the organism in Eukaryota, Metazoa, Chordata, Actinopteri, Syngnathiformes, Syngnathidae. The transcript has 5 exons. The record is from RefSeq and is a predicted model, not a curated record. The coding region runs from base 279 to 1679 and encodes 466 amino acids. Gene Ontology annotation, molecular function: catalytic activity.
GCAGUGACUGAUGCUGAGAGGGAGGGAGAUGGGGGGGAAAAAACAUUGCAUUUUAUCGUGAUGGGCGUUUUAUUGCAAUGCAAACGGGGAAGUUUUAUGAAUGCACGCUCUAUUAUCCAUCUAAGUCAUUUUAUGUUGUUAGGAAUCCAAUGAGGCGUUUUGACUCUUUUGCAGUAUCUUGCUAUUGCAUCAAAUGCAUCCUUUUGUGGGCCCUUGACGGUCAUCUGGUUGACUUCUAACACCUUCAUCAAAUAGGUCAUUCUGAGCAGAAAGGCACCAUGCUGACCAGUAUCACUGAGGGGAUACUUUGCUGCCUAACCGGGAAGGCAGCCCGUCUCGUUCUGCCUCUGGAGUCGACAGCACCCUCCAAUGGCUUUGAAUUUGUGGAGGUGAAACCUGGCAGAGUCCUGCGAGUGCGCCAUAUCGUCCCUGAACGUCAGCCUGUUGUCAGCGACGAGCAUGUCGCAGGGAAAGAGCAGAAGGAUGGUGAGCGUGAUCGCUCCUCUGAGGACACCAACAGUGGUGUCCACUGCAAGAGGAAGAUCACAGUCUACCGUAAUGGUCAGCUGGUCAUUGAGAACCUCGGUGAUGUUUUGCACUCUGAGAUCCUUCAGUGUCAGGAUGGUGACCUGGAACCGUGUAGUACUGUCGAAGUGGAGCUUGCUGACUACAAGGAAAUGCCCUCUUCCCCGGAUCCUAACCCAGUUCCCCCUCCUGUUCCUCCACCUCCUGGCGAGCAAAAGCCUGCCCCGCCUCCUCGCCGCCGUCGCCGGAAGCCCAAACGCACUGUACUGAUCGACUCCAAGAGAGUGAUCACAAGCUGCAAGGGGACGCACUCGGACGUAGCGCUGUUCUUUGUGCACGGCGUUGGAGGCUCGUUGGACAUAUGGAGCAGCCAGCUGGACUUCUUCUCUCGGCUGGGCUAUGAGGUCAUUGCACCAGACUUGGCGGGGCAUGGAGCCAGCACCGCCCCGCAGAUUGCAGCGGCUUACACUUUUUAUGCCCUGGCUGAGGACCUGCGUGCCAUCUUCAAGAGAUAUGCUCGGAAACGCAACAUUCUCAUUGGCCACUCGUAUGGAGUGUCGUUUUGCACAUUCCUGGCCCACGAGUAUCCCGACCUUGUCCACAAGGUGGUAAUGAUCAACGGAGGAGGUCCCACAGCUUUGGAGCCCAGCCUCUGUUCCAUCUUUCAGCUGCCAUCUUGUGUCCUCCACUGUCUUUCACCCUGUCUGGCCUGGAGUUUCCUCAAAGCUGGAUUCGCUCAUCAGGGUGCCAAAGAAAAGCAGCUGCUGAAGCAGGGCAAUGCCUUCAAUGUGUCUCCAUUCGUGCUGCGUGCCAUGAUGAGUGGGCAGUACUGGCCAGAGGGGGAUGAGGUUUACCAUGCUGAGCUCACAGUGCCCAUCCUUCUGGUUCAUGGCAUGUGUGACAAGUUUGUGCCCAUGGAUGAAGACCAGCGCAUGGCAGAGAUCCUCCUGUUUGCCUUCCUAAAAGUCAUAGAGGAAGGAAGUCACAUGGUGAUGAUGGAGUGUCCCGACACGGUCAACACCCUCCUUCAUGAGUUCUUCCUAUGGGAGCCCGACAUGUCCAAAAAAGACAGCAACAAGACAGACACAGACAAGCCUGUAGCAGUCAGUGACACUCUCCACACACUGAGAAUCAAUAGGUCCAUGGACAAAUAGCCAACGAUUCAUUUGGGGCUUUUGUCGCAGAAUUAAGCAGACGGCCUUUUUAUGGCGGUUGUCAAAUGUUCUUCAGGCUGCUUCCCGGCUAAGAGCUGUUACAUACAAGGCCACACAUCUCAAGGAUGAGGGCGGCCACUGGUGCUCUGAGAUAAAGCUGGAAUAGUGGCGCACUGCCAGCAAGAGAAUAAUGGAUGGACUUGAAGAUGAGAGGAACUGAUGCAAACAAUGUUGUGCUUUUUUUUAAAAAAAUCUAUACAGUAUAUAUACAGUAUACAUAUAUAUUUUUGUGUUCCAUGUCAGCAAAAGGACACACAAGUGGAAGUGAUGAGAAGUGUGUCAUGAAAUGCAAAAGUCAUGAAAUCUGAAUGGAUUUCUGAAUGGAAUGCAUAUUUUAUAUUCUACAAAAUGCUGCAGAUGCAAAGCUUACUGACCCAGCACUGGGUCAUUCACCAAAUUCUGGAUGACUUUUCUUAUGGGAAGCGACUCAAAGGUAUGCAUAUGUUUAUUUCAGAGUAAUGGAAUAAUCCAGACAUAUACUAUAACUCAUAUACUGCACAGUAUGCUAUUUUUUGACUCACAGAGUUGUUUAAAUGGUUCCACAUAUUGUUCACAUAUUGUAGAGCAACCAAAAAUCUAUGUGUGCACAUGUUAUUAACCACAUAGUUGCAUGAAGAUUUAAUAAUAUUCAACAGAUCUACGAAACACGCUGUACAUAAACAAAUUUAAACAAAUUCAUUUCUUCAGUAUUUCAUGUUAUACAAUAUCCAACCGAUACAGUAUUGAGGCCCAGCAUGAAUGCAGAAUACGGCAGUCGCAUUAUAGUCAUGUUGAUAAUUACUCCAUGCACUUCUCCUUAAUCAGAUUGUGUCCCUCUGUAUAUAUAAAUAUAGUUUUGCAUUUAUUCGGAAAUACCAGAAGCCAAGUCGAAUGAUGUGCAAUUGUGAUGACUGCUUCAGGCGUUUGUGUCUUCGACAAUUAAUGCAAACUCUCCAAUCCAUCCUCUUCAUCUUAAAAUGGGCUCAAUAUUUUGCUCACUCCAAGACAUUCAUUCAUGGGUGUUGCUUUGUCUCAUAGUGGGACACAAGUAAGAAAGCACAGUUGUUUAUGCACUCAGACGGUGGUUAUCUGUUCUAUACAGUUUGCGUUCGAGAAGGUGUGAAAUGAUGGUUUAGAAACUGGUUGUACAAUGUGUAAAAUCAAAUUUGCCUCAAAUGAAAGGGGAGUCUUGUUCUUUAAAUAUACUCACAUUAAGUAUAUACAUUUGAGAGAACAGAUGCAACGAGAAUGUUUGUAUGCAAAUAAAGUGAAAUUGAGUGGAACUAAACUGACUCACCACUGACACCAAACUAAACUAUUACAAACAAAAAAAAAACGACGCCAAUGUAGUGUUCUGUGCUUUAUGUCUAUUUUAAUGUAAAAGGUCAGUCAAACUUUAUGGACAACAGGGUGCACAUGUAUUUCCUCCUCUGGUCAAAAUGUGCAUACUUAUUGUCAGUGAUCCAGUGUGCUAUAUCUUCUUGUGAUUAACAAAAUGUGUUAAUGUUAUUAUUACAUUUAUCCACUGGGAUCAUAAGAUAUGCACUGCUUGAAUGUGGAUACAUAUGAAAUUCUAUAGCCUAUCAACACAGUUGGAUUUGUUGUAAGAAUGUGCCUUUCCCGGCAUGAAAUAAA